AUGUCUGUGUUUGGGUUAUCGUCACAACUAAUGCUUUGUUCCUGGCUGGUCCCGCUGAAAGCUUCACAACAAAAAGUUCAGGGAAAAAUUUUCUCAAGUGGAAAGUUCUGUAACACAACCAGAAACAUCACGGUCCUGUCUGAUGGUUCCAUAUCAGAUACAGACUUGAAGUUGUGUACAGGCAAUCUAGAUCCCUGCUUAGGAGUAAAUAGCAGUGCCCCCCAACCUUUAGUUAUCCUAACAUCUGAACUUCAGGUCAUGUGUGACACAGUGUCAGACGGUGGAGGAUGGACCAUUUUCCAAAGACGUGUUUCUGGGACUGUAGAUUUUUACAGGAAUUGGACAGAAUAUAAAAAUGGGUUUGGUGAUUUUAGUUCAGGUAAUUUUUACCUGGGCAAUGAAAUCAUUUAUCUCUUAACGUCAAACCGCCAAACAGAACUGAGAGUGGAUAUGACCUUCAGUGGCACAAAUUAUUUCGCAAAAUAUUCCAGCUUCAAUAUUUCUAGCGAGACAGACGGCUACAGGCUACAUGUUGGAGGCUACACAGGAAAUGCCGGGGACAGGCUAGCAGUCCACAAUGAAUACCGCGACCUUGGUGGAAUGGUGGACUGGAGGUAUCGCAGUUAA
Messenger RNA from Physella acuta, 627 nucleotides. Its product is annotated as ficolin-1-like. The record is from RefSeq and is a predicted model, not a curated record. Lineage: Eukaryota; Metazoa; Mollusca; Gastropoda; Physidae.